Molecule: messenger RNA, 644 nt
Organism: Rattus rattus (black rat)
Lineage: Eukaryota; Metazoa; Chordata; Mammalia; Rodentia; Muridae
Gene: Defb126
Product: defensin beta 126
Exons: 2
Coding region: 259-582 (107 amino acids)
Biological process (GO): innate immune response
Cellular component (GO): extracellular region
Source: RefSeq, a predicted model, not a curated record
CUGUGCUUUAACAGAGCUCACACCUCCAAGUCUUCCUGUUUCCCCGAAGGCAUGGCUAGUGCAGGCCUCUGGGUGGUGCUUUCUCAAUCAGAGCUGCUGGCCAAUAGACCGAAGUCAUGGUUGACACAGUAGCCUUUAUUCUUCUGUUCUACUGGCUGAGCCGAGGCUCCUCCUAAGGGACAAUAAGGAUCUGCAUCCAGAGUCAUACUGCCUGAGAGUCUUGGACUCCAUAGAACCUACUGCCUACUGACAGGAGCCAUGAAGUCCCUAUUGUCUGCUCUUAUGAUCAUUAUGUUCCUGGCCCACUUGGUCACAGGUAACUGGUACGUUCGAAAGUGUGCGAACAAAUUGGGCACCUGUAGGAAGGCGUGCAGAAAAGGGGAGUACCAGACAGACCCUGCAACGGGGAAAUGCCCCAUAGGAAAACUGUGCUGUGUUCUGGACCUCAAAUGUGUAGGCGCAGAUGGAAACCAAGCUGCUGGGGGGACACAGGCGGCAGGGGGGACACGGGCGGCAGGGGGGACACCGGGAACAGGGGGAACUGGGGCCACAGGGGCAGCGGCCACCACUGCCGCACCCUGAACGCUGCUGCCUCUUGUCUUAUGACCUAAUAUCCCUGAUUGAUUAAAGCAAAGAGGCCUAAA